Molecule: messenger RNA, 1521 nt
Organism: Penicillium subrubescens
Lineage: Eukaryota; Fungi; Ascomycota; Eurotiomycetes; Eurotiales; Aspergillaceae
Product: alpha-L-arabinofuranosidase B
Exons: 1
Coding region: 1-1521 (506 amino acids)
Biological process (GO): L-arabinose metabolic process; arabinan metabolic process; pectin catabolic process
Molecular function (GO): alpha-L-arabinofuranosidase activity
Source: RefSeq, a predicted model, not a curated record
AUGUUUCCACAACUUAACCGUAACUAUGCUUGGGCUAUUGCUCUCAGCCUUGUGGCCAGGAGUUCCCAUGUGUCUGCUGGACCCUGUGAUAUCUACUCCUCCGGCGGCACGCCCUGUGUUGCCGCCCACGGUACCACUCGUGCACUUUAUAACUCCUAUGCUGGUCCAUUGUAUCAAGUCAAACGUGGAUCAGACGGUGCUACAAAUGACAUUGCGCCACUUCACGCCGGCGGCGUUGCCAAUGCCGCUCAUCAAGACACCUUCUGUGCUGGGACGACAUGCCUCAUCACAAUCAUUUAUGACCAGUCCGGCCACGGAAAUCACCUUAGCCAGGCCUCUCCAGGUUACUUUAUUGGCCCAGACUCACAUGGGUACGACAAUCUGGCGAGCGCUAUCGGUGCCCCUGUGACACUGAAUGGCGAGAAAGCCUACGGCGUCUUUAUCUCUCCUGGCACAGGCUACAGGAACAAUGCGGCUAAGGAUACAGCUACCGGUGAUGAAGCAGAGGGCCUGUAUGCAGUCUUUGAUGGCACUCAUUAUAAUAAUCGUUGUUGCUUCGACUAUGGCAACGCCGAAGUCAGCGGUAAUGAUACAGGCAACGGCCAUAUGGAGGCUAUCUAUUUUGGAGACCUUACGGCCUAUGGUACCGGCGCUGGCAGCGGCCCAUGGAUUAUGGCAGACCUUGAGAAUGGUCUUUUCUCUGGCUUCAACGCAAAAAAUAACGCAGGGGACCCAUCUAUCAUCUACCGGUUUGUUAGCGCAGCCGUCAAGGGAGGGGCCAAUAAAUGGGCAAUCCGUGGUGGGAAUGCGGCUUCUGGCCCGCUAUCGACCUUCUACAAUGGUACACGCCCUAACGCUCGAGGAUACAAUCCUAUGAGUAAAGAAGGUGCUAUCAUUCUCGGUAUCGGUGGUGAUAACAGCCACGGUUCCCAGGGCACGUUCUACGAGGGCGUUAUGACUUCCGGCUACCCGUCCGAUGAGACGGAAAAUGCCGUGCAAGCUAAUAUUGUAGCUGCUAAGUACACUAUCGCGCCGCUGACUGGUGGCCCAGAAUUGACUGUAGGCUCGUCAAUUUCGCUGCGCGCCACUACAGCAUGCUGCACAACGCGUUACGUUACCCACACUGGCUCCACUGUGAACACCCAGGUUGUCUCAUCGUCUAGUCCGGGGGCCCUUAAGAAGCAGGCUAGCUGGAUAGUUCGCACUGGUCUUGCUAAUAGCGAGUGCUUCUCCUUCGAGUCCGUUGAUACUCCUAGCAGCUUCCUCAUACACGACAAUUUCGUAUUUGUUCUCAGGUCCAACGACGGUACGAAGGCGCUCCACGAGGCCGCCACGUUCUGCCCACAACCUGGUCUGAACGGCAAAGGCAACUCGAUUCGAUCAUGGAGCUAUCCCACCCGCUAUUUCCGUCACUACAAUAAUGUGCUCUAUGCUGCGAGCAAUGGAGGCGUCCAUAAGUUCGACAACCCCGCGUCGUUCAAUGAUGAUGUUAGCUGGGUGGUUAGUGCUGGCUUUGCUUAA